Molecule: messenger RNA, 483 nt
Organism: Stylonychia lemnae
Lineage: Eukaryota; Ciliophora; Spirotrichea; Sporadotrichida; Oxytrichidae
Source: the annotation of a GenBank genome assembly
AUGGAUAUUGAAUGUUUGAUCUAAUAAGAAGUAUUCUUUAAACUUUGGAAAGCUGAUAUCUUAAGCUUUAUUGACAAUAGUGGUGUUUAAGCUUAAUCAGCGAAUUGGAUUUAAAAAUCAAAGGUUUUCUGGAUUUUAAAGAUAAGAGUAAUCACACUUGGGAGUAAUGUUAAAGUACUAUUCGUAGAAGAGGUACUUGUUUAACUCUCUCGUGUGCAAUUUGUAUUAGUAAGUACUUAAGCUGAUUUAUUCCUUUCUUAACUAGAUAUUCUGGUAGAAUAUUUGUCUGGCCAACCUAAUAAAUUAUUCUUAGAUUAGUUAAUAUAAAUAUAUUUUACCAAGAGGCAAGACUUAGUCCAAGUUAUUUUUCGAUCCCAAUUUAUCGUAUAAUCACUAAUAGGUUCUUGUGAAAUAGUAACUCCAGAAAAUAGAUCGGAUUACCCAUCAUAAACUAAUGGAAUUGAGAGAGUAUUCGGUGUUUGA